This is a messenger RNA of Morchella importuna, 1998 nucleotides long. RefSeq lists its product as uncharacterized. The coding region runs from base 1 to 1998 and encodes 665 amino acids. Gene Ontology annotation, biological process: vacuolar transport; protein localization to membrane. The record is from RefSeq and is a predicted model, not a curated record. The transcript has 5 exons. NCBI's taxonomy places the organism in Eukaryota, Fungi, Ascomycota, Pezizomycetes, Pezizales, Morchellaceae. Gene Ontology annotation, cellular component: Golgi apparatus; membrane.
AUGCGGAUCUCUAAAAGUCUGCUGUUCCUGUCGGCCACGGGAGUGUCUCUCUCGUCGGCAUUCUACAUCCCCGGCUGGUCUAUCCGCUCAUACAAGGACGGCGACGCGAUCCCUCUCUCGACAAACAAGCUCACCUCCCCCACUACGCAGCUCCCCUACGCCUACUCCGAGCAGCCAUUCGUGUGUCCCGCCAGCAAGGACGGCUUCGGCGCGCGCUUCGGGUCAUCGAGAGCCAUUGCCCUCAACCUGGGCGAGGUUCUGCGCGGCGAUCGCAUCCAGAUCAGCGAUUACGAGCUCACAGUGGGUCAGGAUGAGGUGUGCAAGCAUCUCUGCGAUCGGGAGACCGAUAGGGCGGGUGUGGAGAAGGCAAAGGAAUUGGUGAGGGGUGGUUAUGUGGCCGAAUGGAUCGUCGAUAACCUUCCGGGGGCUACUUCGUUUGUGACGGUCGAUAAGACCAAGAAGUACUAUGCUGCUGGUUUCAAGCUCGGGUUCUACGAAAACGAUAAAGCAUUCAUCAACAACCAUGUUACUCUCGUCAUCCGCUGGCGCAAGACCGCCGAAGGCCCCAAUCGCAAGGUCAUCGUCGCCUUCGAGGUCUACACCAAGUCGAUUGCCGGACCGAUGGGCAAAUGCUCCGAGACUCUUGAGGGACAGAAGCCGCUCGAGCUCUAUAUCCCACCGGAGACUCCUAGAGAGGACGGAGGUCAAGGUGGAGAUGAUGGCAAGAGAUUGAACAUCCCAUACACCUACUCUGUCUACUGGAAAGAGGACAACACUAUUGAGUGGGCCUCACGCUGGGAUCUUUACUUUGUCAACGAUGACGAGGCGGCUUCCAUUCACUGGCUCGCCAUUGUCAACUCGCUUGUCAUCGCAAUGCUAUUGACCGUCGUUGUCGCAAUCAUUAUGCUGCGCACUCUCUCUAGAGAUAUCCAGAACUACAACGACACCGGUGCUACCGACCCCGAAUCUAAGCGGAAAGCAGCAGCUGCCGCCGCCGCCGAGGGCGCAGAGGAAGAUGAGUCUCUUGAUGAUAUCACUGGCUGGAAGUUGGUCCACGGAGAUGUCUUCAGACCACCUGGGGCCGGAGGACUGUUUGCACCAAUUGUUGGCAGCGGAGUUCAAUUGCUCGCCAUGGCCGUCGCACUCAUCGUACUCAGCGCUGUCGGUGUCCUGAACCCCAGCUACCGCGGUGGCUUCAUCAGCUUUGGCCUCUUCCUGUUUGUCUUCGCCGGUGUCUUCUCAGGCUACUUCAGCACCCGUGUCUACAAGACCUUCAAGGGCGAGAAGUGGAAGAACAAUGCCCUCAUGACAGCCCUCCUCUUCCCUGGUUUCCUCUUUGGAUCGGUAUUCAUUCUUAAUCUCUUUGUAUGGGCACAAGCAUCGUCCACCGCUAUCCCGUUCGGGACACUAGUGGCGCUGGUCAUGAUGUGGCUGUGCAUCUCGCUCCCACUCGUAUUUGUCGGUUCGUUCUUGGGCUUCAAGAGGGCGCCAUGGGAACACCCCACUCGUACCACCAUGAUUGCCAGGCAGAUCCCCGCGCAGCCAUGGUACCUCCGCACUGGACCCGCGGUGCUCAUGGGCGGCUUGAUCCCCUUUGCAGUCAUCUUCAUCGAGCUGCUAUUCGUGUUCAAGAGCCUCUGGCAAGACAAGAGCGGGUACUACUACAUGUACGGCUUCCUCGCACUCAUCGCCGGCAUCAACGUCGUGACCGUGAUCGAGAUCACCAUCGUAACUACGUAUUUCCAGCUCUGCUCUGAGAACUACAACUGGUGGUGGCGCUCAUUCCUCGUCGGCGCCGGAUCAGCCGUCUGGAUCUUCCUCUACAGCGCAUGGUACUUCAUGACAAAGCUGCACAUCGAGGGAUUCGUCAGCUCCCUCCUCUUCUUCAGCUACUCGUUCCUGGCCUGCGUCGUGUACGGCCUGCUCCUGGGCACCAUCGGCUUCUUGAGCACGUAUGCGUUCGUUAGGCGGAUUUAUGGCGCUAUCAAGGCGGACUAG